Penaeus chinensis is the source of this 1263-nucleotide messenger RNA. Its product is annotated as nuclear transcription factor Y subunit beta-like. Lineage: Eukaryota; Metazoa; Arthropoda; Malacostraca; Decapoda; Penaeidae. Bases 1 to 1263 code for a protein of 420 amino acids. The record is from RefSeq and is a predicted model, not a curated record. The transcript is spliced from 3 exons.
AUGGACAUCAUAAAUCCAUAUGGAGGAUGUAGCAUAGGAAAAUUAAUAGCAAAUCCAUUAAUACCAGAAGAUGACACAAUACCAACUACUAGUAAAGAUGACAUGUAUAUAGACCAAUAUCAGAUUCCUGGAAAUAUACCCUCUAAUUAUAUAUUGGUUAAUCAGUCACCAUCAAAUGAUUCUUCUGAUUACAUAUUGGUUAAUCAGAUACCUUCAAUAUCAUCAAGUGAUUCAUUAUCAUCAAGUGAUUCAUUAUCAUCAAGUGAUUCAUCUGACACAAUGAAGUAUUUGUCAAUAAACAAGUCUAUAGAUUCAGUAAACCAGUCAUUAGAUCCAAUGUCAUUGUCUAAUUUAAAACAUUUGACACCUAUGUUAAAUAAGUUGACCUCAUCAAUAUUACAAGCUUGUUCUUCUGAUCGUUUGGAUAACCCCCAACAAGAACAAAGAAUUCAUCAGUCACUACCGCCGGUAUUAUCGCUGGCACCAUCAAAGCAAAGAUUAUUAAAGAUGUGUCGAGAGAUAAAGUCGAUAUCAACAUCAAUAAAUCAACUCACUCCUGAUGAACAAAUAGAUAUAGGACAUAUCUUAGUAGAAAUAUUACAAAAUAAGAUAUCCAUGCUUUCAGAGAUAUUGAAUCACAAUCAGCCUAAGAAACUCCCACUAAAUCAACAACCACAGCAAGUAAUACCAUUGAAUCAGCAAGUACAACAAAUAUCUCAACAACUACCACUACAAUAUCAAGCAUCAUCACAAUUAUUAGAACAACAACCAUCACAACAACAACAAGCAUCAUAUAUAGACCAACAAAUACCACAAGUAUAUCGACAAGCACCACAACAACAAGUACCACAAGUGUACCAACAAGCAUUACAACGACAACAACAACAAGUACCACAAUUGUACAUACAAGUACCACGACGACAACAGCAAGUAUCACAAGUAUACCAACAAGUACCUCAACAACAACAAGCAUCCCAAAAACAACAUAUAUCAAUACCAAAGAAAUAUAAAGUGUAUCAACAAUCACAAGUACCGAUACUAAAUCAACAAGUACUGCAAGUACCACAACAACAACAACAGAACCAGGAUCAAGUAAUUCAGGAUCAAGUAACUCUGAACCAAGAAAUUCAGGAUCAAGUAAUUCAGAACCAAGAAACAGCACAACUACCAUCACUAUUGAUCAACAACAAUUACAACAUAUGCAAACUGAGCAACAACCACAAUCAGAACAACACCCCUCAUCUCAACAACAAUCCUCAUUAA